AUGCCUCAUUUUCUCGACUACGUUCUUCCAGCCCUCAAGAGGUAUUCUGACAGAACGCUGAUAAAGCUGUUCACGGGCACUCAAGAUGCACCUUCCUGGAAAGCAAUUACUUAUCAGCAAUUCCUGGACGAUACUGAAAGAUUAGCCGGGUUUUGGAUCGAGCGCCUUGGAGAGGUUGGGUUGAAGCAAAAGGAUGUCGUUGGCGUAUGGAUUACGGGUGGAAAGUAUACCGACCUUGUGCACCUUUAUGCCCUCGCUAGGUUGGGCUACAUUCCGCAAAUGCUGAACAAGUCGAUGGCUGUUCAAGGCCACCCUGUCAUCAAGGACAUGCUAACGGCAACACAAGGAAAAGCUAUUCUCUACGACCCUUUUUUCGCCGACUUCGUGAACGACAUCGCCAUUUCCAUGCCCCUUAUAACGGACCUCUCCUCAGUUGACCCUCUUUCGCGAAGGCUGCCAGAUAUUCCCAAUUCCACUGAUGACGAGAUCGGCAUCAUCUUCCAUACGAGCGGGACUACGUCUGGAAAACCCAAGCCUGUCCCCGAGACACACAAAUGGCUACGGUGUCAAGCCCAGAUUCAAUGGGCAGCGAUCUGGCAAGGAGGCAGCGAACAAGCUGUCGUUAACAACCUAGGUUCAUUUGCGAACGUCGGCUCUGCGACGACAAUCAGCUACCUCGGAUGGUCAGGCCACUGCCUCGUCCAAACUUCGAAACCCGAUAUCGACGCACACGAGUUCCUGGCGAUGGUCUCCGACGGCUUGAACUUUGUUAUGCUCUAUGCUCCGUGGUUAUCGAAACUCAUCAACGUUGCCCGCACAGACAAGAAGGUCUACGACGCACUCCGCGGCAUGCGACAGGUCACGUACACCGGAGCUGCGCUGAACCUGGAGGAUGAGCAAUGGCUGGUCGAGAACGGCAUUCCUGCCACCACCAUCUAUGCCACCACUGAGGCAGGUGGAUGCCUCGUAUCCGAUAUCUCAGACGUCAAGACCCUGCCGUCAAUGCACAUUAUCGAGGGCAUCAAGUGCAAACUCUUGCCCACUAGUGGCGUAAACAAGGUCGAGCUUGACGGUGACUCGGAGAAGCGAGCCCGCGGAGGGCAGCUGUACGACUGCUUCAUUCCGGCGGACGCGGAUAAUUGUCCUCACCCGUCGAUCCGCAACCGGCCUGAUGGGCACAUCACUGGGGAUAUUUUCGAGGAGACCACACCUGGUCUUUAUGCAUUCCGUGGAAGGAAUGAUGACUGGAUCCGAACAGGCAAAACUCACUCUUUCUGUGACACCAAGUCCAUCGAGGACAACAUCCUCGUCGUUUGCGCCGACCUUGUCCAGAACUGUGUCGUCGUAGGCCACUACAAGCCCGGCGUUGUACUCCUCGUAGAGCCAACCAUAGUCGACCUGGCCGAUGAGAGCGCAGUGUCGGGGCUCAAAGCCAGGAUUCUCGAACGUCAUGUGUCUUUCAAUAAUAGACUUUUCGACCACGAGAGGAUCAAGCAUGCUUUCCAAAUCGUCGUUGUACCGAGAGGUACCCUUCCCCGUACGAUGGAGAAAGGGAAUAUUAGGAGGAAGGCUACUGAGGACCAACAUGCGACGAUCCUUGAAAAAAUUUACGUUCUACUGAAGACCUGGUAA
Messenger RNA from Cyclocybe aegerita, 1632 nucleotides. The record is from the annotation of a GenBank genome assembly. Lineage: Eukaryota; Fungi; Basidiomycota; Agaricomycetes; Agaricales; Hemipholiotaceae.